This is a messenger RNA of Chara braunii, 720 nucleotides long. NCBI's taxonomy places the organism in Eukaryota, Viridiplantae, Streptophyta, Charophyceae, Charales, Characeae. The record is from the annotation of a GenBank genome assembly.
CGUAUGUUCCCGGGGGAGGCGGGGAAAGCAAAGAAAAGAGACCGACACACCAGGCCGUGGUCCCAGGAACUCACGAGGGCGGAACAGGGCCUGUUGAAGUCCCAGUCUACGGGCAAAUGGGCCCAAUGGGGACCGUCAGGACUAUUGUAACACGUCUAUCCACGCUGGCAGGCACGCAGCCUCAUGCAGCGCUCCAUGGCGCGAUGGGGUGCUGUCAAAGUGGCGGACGAGCUAAGCAUCGGCACGUGGCAUUUUCGCAUCAUUUGACCCUCGGGCUCGGAAAUCGAGCAGCAGCUGUUGCGUUCGGACCGAGGGUGAAGAGCGACAAGAACGACCGCAGUAAGAGGACGGGGACUAAGAGGAGGAGGAGAAAGAAGAAGAGGAGAAAGAAGAAGAAGAGGAAGAGGAAGAGGAAGAGGAAGAGGAAGAUCAAGAAGAAGAAGAAGAAGAAGAAGAAGAACGAGGAGAGUGUGAAAAGAAUGCUCCUGCCGCUGUACUGCGUAGCGAAGCCUAACCAAUAUCUGGUUAGGACGGGAUGGCGAUUCCCGGACGUGCAGGUGUCGAAGAAGGGGUGGGUUCUCCCUGGACAGAAGUACACCUACAUCGAUGCGUCUCCCGUCAAUUACACGCUCAAUCUGCAGGUACAUCUGUGAGAUACCACUCUCUCAAAUUGUCAGCAAUGAAUCAUCCUAUCCUACCUAGUAAACGCUCUCAAGUUCU